Molecule: messenger RNA, 1321 nt
Organism: Rhododendron vialii
Lineage: Eukaryota; Viridiplantae; Streptophyta; Magnoliopsida; Ericales; Ericaceae
Product: short-chain dehydrogenase TIC 32 B, chloroplastic
Exons: 8
Coding region: 99-1142 (347 amino acids)
Source: RefSeq, a predicted model, not a curated record
AAACUCUCUCUCUCUCUCUCUCUCUCUCUCUCUCUCUCUCUCUCUCUCUCUCUCUCUCUCUGUGUAUACAUAUAUAAAUUUCCAGCAUAUAUAGUUGCAUGUUGGUGGGUAAGGUUGUGAAAAAGUUGAGUAUUAUCAUGAAGGAAACACUGAGGUACUUGGCAGGAAUAGCAGGGCCAAGUGGGUAUGGAUCCAACUCCACAGCUGAGCAAGUUACUCAAGAUUCUUCUUCUUCUUUAUUCUCACUCCCUAAUUCUCAACUCACUGCAAUUGUCACUGGUGCAACGUCAGGGAUCGGUGCUGAAAUUGCGAGAGUAUUGGCGAAGAGAGGUGUGAGAGUUGUUAUUCCGGCAAGGGACUUGAAAAUAGCCAGCGAGGUUAGGGAAAGAAUUCAAAAGGAGUCUCCAAAGGCUGAGAUCAUAUUGUUGGAGAUUGAUUUGAGCUCCUUUGCUUCAGUCAAGAGAUUUUGUACUGAAUUCUUGUCUCUUGGAUUACCCCUCAACAUUCUCAUAAACAAUGCUGGGAAAUUCUCACAAAAGCUGGAGUUCUCUGAAGACAAAAUUGAGAUGACUUUUGCAACAAAUUACUUGGGUCAUUUCCUGUUAACAGAGUUAUUGUUAGAUAAGAUGGUAGAUACAGCAACGAACAUGGGAAUUCAAGGAAGGAUUAUCAACGUUUCUUCUGUACUGCACAACUGGGUGAAAAAAGAACAUUUCUGCUUCACCAAUUUGCUUAACCCAAACAACUAUAAUGGUACCCGCGCUUACGCUCAAUCCAAAUUGGCCAACAUAUUGCAUGCCAAGGAAAUAGCAAGGCAGCUGAAGGGAAGAAAUGCUAGGGUAACUGUCAAUGCGGUGCACCCCGGGAUUGUGAAGACUGGCAUCGUUAGAGACCAUAAAGGCUGCAUCACAGAUUCUCUGUUCUUUUUCGCAUCCAAACUGCUAAAAACAUCAGCACAGGGAGCAUCUACCACCUGCUAUGUUGCUCUAAGCCCAAAAACAGAAGGGGUGACCGGGAAGUACUUUGCCGACUGUAAUGAAACAAACUGCUCAACCCUUGCAAAUGAUGAAUCUGAAGCUCAGAAACUAUGGAAGCAGAGUCGAGCAUUGAUUCGUAGACAUCUACGUCAAGCAAAGCAAUAGUUGUGGUCAUGUAUAUAUGUACUAUCCAUAUAGUAUAUAUGAACUCAAGUAGGAGCGUAGGACAUAUUACAAGAGUAGUCUAGUAUUAGUUGCUGCUAAUGUACAAGAAAAUAAAGAUUGGAUAAGGUUCAUCCCUAAAAUUGGCAAAUAGUGUACAAUGAACUUAUAAUUUUCACCUA